GAGACGGGAGGGGAGGGAGGAAAGAGGAGGGGAGACAGCGGCCAGGCAGGGAGGAGGGAGGACGGAGCAGCUUGAGGAGGACAGGCGCGUUUGUGUUUCCCGUGUGCUGGUGGAGAUUUCAUGUGAAAAGAAGAAGAAGGAGGAGAAGCAGCAGCAGAAGAAGAAGAAGAGAAAGCUGAGGAAAGCAGCGAGCUCGUCACACUCGGAAACGGAUUUAUUUAUUGUCUCCCCUCAAAAUGUGCACUCCGUGUUGUAUCACGCAGCUGGCCUGCUGCUGCGGCUCAGCAGCCUGCUCAUGCUGCUGUAACUGCUGCCCCAAGAUCAAACAGUCCACAGGGACCCGAUUCAUGUAUGCCCUCUACUUCCUGCUGGUCACCAUCAUCUGUGUCAUCAUGAUGUCGCCAACUGUGGAGCAAGAGUUGAGAGACAAUAUCCCCUUCUACAGUAAACUGUGCGAGAAGAUGAAUGCAGGCGAGAACUGCAAAACUCUGGUCGGCUACUCAGCCGUCUACAAGGUGUGCUUCGGCAUGUCUUGCUUCUUCUUACUCUUCUCCCUCUUCACCAUACGAGUCAACAACAGCAAAGGCUGGAGGGCAGCUGUGCAUAAUGGGUUCUGGUUGCUGAAGUUUAUUGUGCUGGCGGCAUGCUGUGCUGGAGGCUUCUUCCUCCCAGAUGAGAAAAUCUUUCUUGAAGUAUGGCGCUACGUAGGAGCUGUUGGCGGCUUUUUUUUCCUCCUUAUCCAGCUCAUGCUCUUGGUGGAGUUCGCACACAGAUGGAACACAAACUGGAGUUCAGGAGUAAAGUAUAAUCGGAUGUGGUACGCAGCUUUGGCCUUGGUGACACUGCUGCUGUUCAGUUUUGCGGUAGGCGCCGUUGUCUUCAUGGGUCUGUUCUACACAGACCCUGAGGCCUGUUUGCUCAACAAGGUCUUCUUGGGCAUCAACGGCAGCCUGUGCCUCAUCGUCUCCCUGUUGGCCAUCUCCCCAUGCAUACAGAAAUUGCAGCCCACAUCAGGCCUGCUGCAGCCAGGAGUCAUCAGUCUGUACGUCAUGUACCUCACCUUCUCAGCCUUCUCCAGCAAACCAAAAGAAAUGGUGGAGAGAGACGGUGUGAACACAACCGUGUGUGUGUUUCCCUUCAACUCCGGGACGGAGAGCGACAAGAAAAUUGUCACCGCUUUGGGAACCGUUAUCCUGUUUUGCUGCGUCCUUUACUCUUGCUUGACGUCCACCACCAGGCGAAGCUCUGCAGCACUCAGAGUGUGUAGAAACAGUGAGCCAGAGACUGAGAGAGCUCGCUGCUGUUUCUGUUUUGGAGAUGACACAGAUGACUAUGAUGAGGAGAAGACUGGUUCAGGCCAAAAUGUGCUCUACGAUGAGAGAGAGGGAACCAUCUACAGCUAUGCCUACUUCCAUUUUGUCUUCUUCCUGGGAUCACUCUACGUCAUGAUGACCGUCACCAACUGGUUCCAUUAUGAUAACCAUAAGAUUGAGAAACUGUUGGAUGGCAGCUGGUCAGUGUUCUGGAUCAAGAUGGCCUCCUGCUGGGUCUGUCUCAUCCUCUACAUGUGGACCCUCAUCGCUCCUAUGGUCUGCCCGAAACGCUUUGAAGCCUAGGACUCACAUCACUAUGCUAGUCAGGUUACUCUGAUUCUUGCAACGUGGCUGGGCAGAAGCUCUCAUGCUGAGCCAAGGGACCACCAAAACCCCCCUUCUUUACCCUGAAACACAACCCUAUACUACCCUCAGCAUUUGAAAUGGAGGAUUAUCUGUUGCCUUUUGUUUUAUAUGCUAGUGUUUCUUUUACUUUGUUUUACAAUUUUAAGCUGUUAAUACCUUGAUGGUAAUUUUUUUUAUCUUGUACUACCACUUACUCCUGCAGUUUUGUAUUACUUACAGAUUUGUAAUUACAUAAAGAAUCAUGGGACUUGAGUUACAUUGUGAAACAUCCGAAGCAUCCAGCACCUGUAGAUUCCUAAAUAAUUUCAAAUUUGAAAGUCUAUUUUGUAAGUAUUUCCUUUGUAUGUCCGUUUUUCUUGUCGCUUUUACUCUCAGCCAGGCAUUUCAGUUCUGUACAAUUGGACAAAUAAAAUUGUAGCAAAGUCUAGGGACAAAUUUAUUCCAGGUUCGAGAUGUUACAAGAGAAAUUGUAUUUAUUUAUGUCUCUAGUAAUCAUAAGUCAUGUUGUGAAGGAAAGUGGUGUAAAUUGAGUUAGAUUUGUCCCCGACUUUGUUUAAAAAUUCAUCUCUCAGGCUCAAAUGUAAGCUGUACAUGUUCAUGCUUGGUUAUGUUGCGCCCUUUUGUAAUAGUUUUCUAUGCAACAGAACAAGCUCUUUUUCGAUAUUAUAGACACCCAGUGUUGUGAAGUUUCCAGUUAGAUCACAAGUAUAAUGUUUCAGACUUUAUUAAUGUCAGUGCUCCCUUUGAGCCAGAUCUUUUCUUAGGAAAAAUCCACGUCAUUUGUACAACAUUUCCAGUCGUUGAUGUACAGGGCAGUGCUUUUUCAAUCACCCUGCCUUACGUAAUAGUGACGUUAGUGGAGUGCCGCCUCUCUGGAAGAGCUGCAGUGACAUAGAUGGGGGAACGUUUGCCAAAGGUAGAUGUCAGAAAACAACAAAGUACUCUGUCAGAUUGUUUGGUCAGUUACAGAGAAAAGCAUAACGGAGAACAUUAUGUAUUUGCAUGACACUUAACAGACACUUAAAUCAGCUGUUUUCUGUACAGUUAUAAAGACCUUUGUCUUUGUCACGUCAGUUCAUAUUGGUGAUCAGAAUAAGAUAGCAUGAGUACUUUUAUUAGUGAGUUAUUCAACACUGGAUGUUGAGUUUACUGCCGAAUUAAAUUUCAUACAAAGACCUUCACCUGUUUGUUACAUGGGUAACAUAUAUAUAUGUUUUUGUAUAAGAAUACUGCACAUUGUCAACUGCAAGUCAUUUCAUUUCCUCAUUCAUCAUCAAUAAAUCAGUAUGUUCCUCUUU
Messenger RNA from Larimichthys crocea (large yellow croaker), 2977 nucleotides. It is a transcript of the gene serinc5, whose product is annotated as serine incorporator 5. Bases 237 to 1616 code for a protein of 459 amino acids. Lineage: Eukaryota; Metazoa; Chordata; Actinopteri; Sciaenidae. The transcript is spliced from 12 exons. Gene Ontology annotation, cellular component: membrane. The record is from RefSeq and is a predicted model, not a curated record.